UAAAGCGCCCUCCAUCCUUCCAACAUUCAUUCAGUCCUUUUUCUGGGAUCCAGUACCUACUCUCAUUUUACCAUGAAGAUCACAAUUGUGGUCUUAUUUCUGGCGUUAGCCAUUCUGGCAACGGCUGAAAACAAUCAACCGGGACACAAAGAGGCAGAAAAGAAAGAAGCGGCAAUAAAACAAACGGAAGAAAAAAAGAACGACCAGCAAAAAACAGAAGAAUCCAAACAAACCGAGCAAAAGCAAGAAGUGGAACAGGGCGACAGGAAGCAAGAGAAGAGAGGCCUUAUUCACGACUUCGGGUACGGUGUAGGCUUUGGCCACGGGCUGGACAGUGGCAUUUUCGGUGGCUACGAUCAUACUCUACACCAGGAACACGUCAAGACAAUCACUCUGACCGAAAAAGUACCAGUGCCUCAGCCUUACCCAGUGCACGUACCAGUGGAAAAACAUGUUCCGUACCCAGUAGAAAAGCCAGUUCCAUAUCCUGUCAAAGUCCCUGUUGAUCGUCCCUACCCAGUCCCCGUAACCGUCCAUAAACCCGUACCUUACACAGUACACAAACCCGUGCCGUACGCUGUCAAGGUCCCCGUCGACAAGCCAUAUCCAGUUCACGUAACAGUAGAGAAGAAAGUUCCAUACCCAGUCGAAGUAAAAGUCCCUGUACCACAGCCCUACACUGUUCACGUACCAAAACCUUAUACCGUAAUUGUCGAAAAGAAAGUUCCAGCACCCUAUCCAGUCCAUGUCAAGGUCCCUGUUCCUCAGCCCUACCCCGUCCACGUCAAAGUCCCAGUAACUGUACACGUAGAUCGUCCUGUCCCUGUGGAAGUUAAAGUUCCAGUCGACAGGCCAAUCCCAGUACCAGUAGAGAAGCCGUACCCAGUCCCUGUAGAAAAGAAAGUACCGUAUCCGGUUGAGAAGCCAGUACCUUAUCCCGUGAAGGUCCCUUAUGACAGGCCUAUUCCUGUGCAUGUAGUGAAACCAUACCCCGUCCAUGUAGAGAAGAAAGUACCAUAUCCCGUAGAGAAGAUUGUUCCUUAUCCUGUAGAGAAGCAAGUACCUUACCCUGUAAAGGUCCCAUACGACAGGCCUGUCCCAGUGCAUGUAGACAAACCAUACCCCGUCCCUGUAGAGAAGGAAAUACCAUAUCCUGUAGAGAGACCUGUUCCAUAUCCAGUUAAAGUCCCUGUGGAGAAGGAAGUGCCGUAUCCUGUAGAAAAGCCUGUGCCCUAUCCAGUUAAAGUCCCUGUGGCAAUACCAGUCCAUCACGAACAUGGAGGAAUUGAAUAUGGAGGACUGGAACACGGAGGAUUUGAGCAAGGAGGUUUUGGGCAAGGAGGUUUCGGGCAUGGAGGACUUGAGCAUGGAGGAUUCGGAGAGGGCUUCGGACAUCACAAAUAAAACAAACGCUAUCUUCAAGUUCAACCCGAAAAUAAGCACUAAAUUAUCACACAGCAAUUUAACCCUUUCUGUGCUGAAUAUCUGGCUAAGAAGUAUUUUAUUUACGUAUUAAAAUAGCAACUUAUAAUUUGCAUUGUCUGAACAAUGAAAACAGACAGCCUCAACCGCCGUUAGAAUUUGUAUAGGCUGGGAAGUUUGAUUUAAAGUAUGGUUUAAGGCGUUCGGAACAAGGAAAGGGUUGCAAAUAUGUAAUUACGGGUAUACCAAACAAAAAAUUGCAUAAAUGUGCUGUGAUAAUUUGGACUUGCUCAAACACGUGACCAAAGACUAUCAAGAAAGUUUAAUAAUUUUCAUUAUCUUUCAAAACAUUCGCAUUAUUCACACCAAAAUACACUGUCGCGAUUUUCUUCAAACAUCUGUGUACCCAUAAAUAUAUUUAAUAUCUUUUAUAAUUGCAAGGAAAACCGGGAAAGGGAAUUGGCUACUAAACAGAAUAAAAACAGUGGAGUAACGUCAACUUGUUUCUAGCAUUAUAUAAUCAAAGUCUCCUUGCAGUGUGCAUGGUUGAUGUUGAUAUCAAAUAUUUCCUGCAUUACCCAAGUUCCCCCCUGUGUUUACGACACUUAAUGUUGUUAAGUUUAUGUAAACGAGUUUUACGACUGAAUAAAUCACUGUAUUACUAUG
Molecule: messenger RNA, 2088 nt
Organism: Zootermopsis nevadensis
Lineage: Eukaryota; Metazoa; Arthropoda; Insecta; Blattodea; Termopsidae
Source: RefSeq, a predicted model, not a curated record